Acanthamoeba castellanii str. Neff is the source of this 261-nucleotide messenger RNA. RefSeq lists its product as uncharacterized. NCBI's taxonomy places the organism in Eukaryota, Discosea, Longamoebia, Acanthamoebidae. The record is from RefSeq and is a predicted model, not a curated record. The transcript has 3 exons. The coding region runs from base 1 to 261 and encodes 86 amino acids. Gene Ontology annotation, molecular function: protein binding.
AUGGGACAUGGUGCGAAUGAGGAAGAGGGUGACUCUCACGCCAGGCCACUCCGCGAAUGUCUUUUGACCGAUGAAGAGCAGGUAGUCUCCUGCGGCGCUGACGGCAACAUCAUCGUGACGCACGUGCCGAGAGCGGGCCGUGGUUCUCGAGCAAAGGUGCGUCACCUGUUCACGUGUCACAACGACAUUGUAAACAGGAUCGUCAUCGAUCCCAACGGCUCCAACGUAUACUUCACCUGUGGAGGUAACGUCAUGACAUGA